Messenger RNA from Chinchilla lanigera (long-tailed chinchilla), 3587 nucleotides. It is a transcript of the gene Kif23, whose product is annotated as kinesin family member 23. Gene Ontology annotation, molecular function: microtubule motor activity; microtubule binding; ATP hydrolysis activity. The transcript is spliced from 23 exons. Lineage: Eukaryota; Metazoa; Chordata; Mammalia; Rodentia; Chinchillidae. Gene Ontology annotation, cellular component: nucleus; microtubule; kinesin complex. The record is from RefSeq and is a predicted model, not a curated record. The coding region runs from base 134 to 3004 and encodes 956 amino acids. Gene Ontology annotation, biological process: microtubule-based movement.
CGCCCGGCGGGAGCGCGCUGGGCCUCUGGGCGACGCGGCGGGCUUUUCGCAGCCGAGUCCGUGUGGCCUCCUCCCGGCGUCUGCCUCCUCGCCCGGCCGAUCCCCGCGUGUGCGGCCCACGGAACCUGGUGCCAUGGAGGCAGCGAGAACUAAGACGCCUAGGAAACCAGUGAGAAAAGGGAUCCCCAGGAACCUCAAGGAGCCGGUUGGGGUGUACUGUAGGGUGCGCCCGCUGAGCUUCCCUGACCAGGAGUGCAGCUGCAUUGAGGUCAUCAGUGACACAACGGUGCAGUUUCACCCUCCCGAGGGCUUUAACAAAUUAAACAGAACUGGAAACGACAAGGAGACUCAGUACUCCUUUAAGCAAGUGUUUGGUGCUUACACCACCCAGCAGGAGCUUUUUGACGUUGUGGCGAAGCCCUUAGUAGAUGACCUCAUUCGUGGCAAAAAUGGUCUUCUCUUUACAUAUGGCGUGACAGGAAGUGGGAAAACUCACACGAUGACGGGUUCUCCGGGGGAAGGCGGGCUGCUUCCUCGGUGCUUGAAGAUGAUAUUUAACAGCAUAGGAGCAUUCCAGGCCAAACGCUAUGUUUUUAAAUCUAAUGAUAGGAAUAGCAUGGAAAUUCAGUGUGAGGUUGAUGCCUUAUUAGAACGGCAGAAACGAGAAGCCACUCCCAUCCCGAAGACCCCCUCCGGCAAACGACAAGUAGAUCCAGACUUUGCAGAUAUAAUAAACGUCCAAGAAUCCUGCAAAGUAGAGCAAGUCGAUGAAGACAGCGUCUAUGGUGUCUUUGUCUCUUACAUUGAAAUAUAUAAUAAUUACAUAUAUGACCUACUGGAGGAGAUGCCCUUUGAUCCAAUAAAGAGCAAAUUGCCACAGUCUAAAAUGCUGCGAGAGGAUAAGAACCAUAACAUGUAUGUUGCAGGAUGCACUCAAGUGGAAGUGAAAUCUACCGAGGAGGCUUUUGAAGUUUUCUGGAGAGGCCAGACAAAGAGACGCAUUGCCAACACGCACUUGAACCAGGAGUCCAGCCGUUCGCAUAGCGUGUUCAACAUUAAGCUAGUGAAGGCUCCGCUGGAUGCAGACAGGGACAACGUCCUGCAGGAAAAAGAACAAAUCUCGAUCAGCCAGCUGUUCCUGGUAGAUCUUGCUGGCAGCGAAAGGACUAACCGGACCAAAGCAGAAGGAAACAGAUUGCGGGAAGCGGGAAACAUCAAUCAGUCACUGAUGACGCUGAGAACGUGUAUGGAGAUCCUGAGAGAAAACCAGAUGUACGGAAUCAACAAGAUGGUUCCGUAUCGAGAUUCCAAGUUAACCCAUCUGUUUAAGAACUAUUUCGAUGGAGAGGGAAAAGUGCGCAUGGUCGUCUGUGUUAAUCCAAAGACCACUGAUUAUGAAGAAAAUCUGCAAGUCAUGAGAUUUGCAGAAGUGACCCAAGAGGUGGAAGUUGCCAAAGCGGUAGACAAGGCCACAUAUGGCUUACUGCCCGACAGGCGGCUCAGAAACCAGAUUCGAGGCGGCCCGGUUGGAGAUGAAGCCAUGGUCACCGAGGUGGGUCUGCAGAGUUUUCCGCCUUUGCCGCUGUGUGAGAUCUUAGACAUCAACGAUGAGCAGACCCUUCCUCGACUAAUCGAGAGCUUGGAGAAACGGCAUCACCUGCGACAAAUGAUGAGCAACGAGUUUGCCAGACAAGCGAAUGCGUUCAGUGCUUUGUUACAAGAAUUUGAAAGCGCUGUUAGAAAUAAAGAAGGCUAUAAUCAGGGAAAACUAAAUGAAAAAGAUAAGCUGAUAUCAGGACAGAAGUUGGAAAUAGAACAACUGGGAAAGAAGAACAAGACGCUGGAACACAAGGUUCAGAUUUUAGAGCAAACAACUUCUAUCUAUGAAAAAGACAGGCGUAAUCUGCAACAGGAACUUGAAAGCCAGAAUCAGCAACUUCAGCGACAGAUUUCUGAGCAGUGCAGGCUGGAAACCAGGCUGCAAGGCAUGGUGGCCGAAAUGACAACGAAGUGGCAGAAGGAGUGUGACCGCCGCGUGGCAGCCACGCAGCUGGAGAUGCAAAACCAACUUUGGGUCAAAGAUGAAAAACUGAAACAGCUGAAAGCUAUCGUUACUGAGCCCAAAACGGAAAAGCCACAGCGACCCUCUCGGGAGCGGGACCGCGGCCAGGACAGAGCCACUCGCAGAUCGGCUUCUGCGUCGCCGGCCCUUUCUAGUAACUAUAUUGCUCAGAUUUCCAACGGCCAGCAACUCAUGAGUCAGCCACAGCUACGUAGGCGCUCUAACUCUUGGAGCAGCAUUUCUGUGGCUUCCUGUGUAUCGGAGUGGGAGCAGAAAAUUCCUUCGUACAACACUCCUGGCAAUGUCACGUCUAUUGCGAGGCGUAGGCAGCAGGAGCCAGAACAAAGUAAAACUUGUUUCGUGUCAGACAGAAGGCGAGGGAUGUACUGGACGGAAGGCAGGGAGGUGGUUCCUACGUUCAGGAACGAGAUAGACGUACAAGAGGAUCCUUGCUGCAGGAACGCACCACCCAUCGGUGUCCGACGCAGACGAUCCCGCUCUGCAGGGGAGAGAUGGGUAGAUCAUAAGCCCGCCUCUAACGUGCACAACGAGACAGUCAUGCAGCCACAGGUGCCCCGCGCCAUCACAGUGUCUGUUCCCAGUGAAAAGGCGCUAGCUAAGUGUGAGAAGUACAUGCUGACCCACCAGGAACUAGCCUCCGAUGGGGAGAUUGAGACUAAGCUCAUUAAGGGUGACGUGUAUAAAACAAGAGGUGGCGGACAAGCUGUUCAGUUUACUGGUAUAGAGACCUUAAAACAACAAUCGCCAGGCGGUAAUCGAAAGCGAAGUUCAUCGGCAGCAGCACCCGCACAACCAGAUGGCAUGGAGUCUGAAGUGACCGAUGUGGAGACUCGGUGCUCCAUGGCCGUGGAGAUGAGAGCAGGGUCUCAGCUGGGACCGGGAUACCAGCACCACGCACAGCCCAAGCGCAAGAAACCAUGAACUUACGGUCCCAGCGGCAAAAGAAAGUUGUCAUUUGGGUUGAUCUCUCCAGUGCCAGUGUUGUCUCCUGGGUCAUCUUAUGCAACAUCACGGUCCUCAGGAACAUCCUACACUGGCCUAGAGCAAGCUUCCGUGGUUCCAAAUCUAGGAUCCAGAGGCCUUGUGUUUUAGAGACCUUGCCAUAUUUAAUAUUAAUAGCGAGGAAUUCUUCCUCUUUUUAUAUAUAUAUGUAUGUAUAUGAACUAUUUUUGUAAUGCUCUUUUGUAUAUUUUUGUACACUUACAACUCCGGUAUUUUAAGCAGGUGUUUCUCUUGGUAAUUAAGGAAGAAUAUAUUAUAUCUAGAACACACCUCACUUUUUAUUGUCUUUUCCUGCUCUUGUCUGAAUAUUUCUCAAAUGCUGCUAUUGAUUAGCUGCAAGGAUGCACUUUAGACAUAUCGGACAAUUCAGACUUGCAAGAGAAGGAUGUCAGGAUCAGGCCAAGGAGCAAACCCUUCUAGGAAGUUGUUGAGAAUUUUGUGCAUAUAUUCUUUGUGAUACUCACCAAAAGAACUGAAAUAAAAAGCACUGUUAGAAAGCGGA